Molecule: messenger RNA, 5029 nt
Organism: Nanorana parkeri
Lineage: Eukaryota; Metazoa; Chordata; Amphibia; Anura; Dicroglossidae
Gene: MED1
Product: mediator complex subunit 1
Exons: 17
Coding region: 167-4855 (1562 amino acids)
Biological process (GO): regulation of transcription by RNA polymerase II; cellular response to thyroid hormone stimulus
Cellular component (GO): mediator complex
Molecular function (GO): nuclear vitamin D receptor binding; nuclear thyroid hormone receptor binding; transcription coregulator activity
Source: RefSeq, a predicted model, not a curated record
GCUUGUAUGCGGACAAUGCGGUUGUCUCCAGGAAGUCUCGCGAGGUGUAUGGAGAGUCGGCGGAGGGGUGGCAGCGGGGGUUCCGGGUUCUGGGCUCGGAGUGUAGGCCCUGGCGGCUAGUACCGGAGGAGUGUCGAGGGUACGGAGCCCCGGGAUCCCAGUAAAGAUGAGUUCCCUUUUGGAACGCCUCCAUGCCAAGUACAACCAGAACCGACCAUGGCCUGAAACAAUAAAGAUGGUUCGACAAAUUAUGGAGAAGAGGACCGGAAUGAUCACCGGAGGGCACCAGCACCUUGUUAGCUGUUUGGAAACCUUACAGAAAGCUUUGAAAGUGUCUUCCCUUUCUGCAAUGACGGAUCGCCUGGAGUCAAUAGCAAGACAAAAUGGUCUUACAUCACACUUAAGUCCAAACGGUACAGAGUGUUACAUUAGUUCAGACCUCUUCUACUUAGAAGUUCAUCUUGAUCCAGAAGGUCAGCUGUGUGAUGUCAAGGUUGCGCAUCAAGGAGAAAGCCCUAUGAGUAGUCCAGAGCUUGUACAGCAGUUAAGGGAGAAGAAUUUUGAGGAUUUUUCUCAGUACCUUAAGAGUCUGGUGAACCUGUACAAGAUGCCUGGGGACAAGAAAAUGUUUUUGGCACUUCAGUCAUUGGAGAUGGACCUCACAAAAAUGGCUGCAAUGUAUUGGCAGCUCACCAAUGCCAGUGUUUUGGAUAAAAUACUACAAGGCACCGUAGGCUAUCUGACUCCUAGGAGUGGAGGUCACGUCAUGAAUUUGAAGUAUUACAUCACUCCAUAUGACCUUUUUGAUGAUGUCACUGGGGCUUCCAUUGCACUUAAUGAAGGGCAUGCACUUCCCCGAUCUCUUGGCCUGAAUGUAUCUGUCACGAUUGAAUCCACUUCUGUCAUGUACAAGCUGCCAAUUGCUCCUUUAAUAAUGGGCUCACAUCCUAUUGAUAAUAAGGGCACUCCCUCUUUCUCCUCCAUCACCAAUACAAACAGUGUUGAUCUCCCUGCUUGUUUUUUCCUAAAGUUUCCACAACCCAUACCAGUCUCGAGUACAUUUAUCCAGAAGAUUCAGAACUGCACAGGUAUUCCUUUAUUUGACACUCCUCCAACCUUUUCUCCCCAUUAUGAGUUGGUAACCCAGUACGAGCUGGCUAAAGAUAAGGAGCCUGCACCUAUGAACCAUAAUAUGCGCUUCUAUGCAUCUCUUCCAGGUCAGCAGCAUUGCUACUUCCUCAAUAAAGACGCUCCCCUCCCUGAUGGCAGGUGCUUGCAGGGGACGCUGCUGACUAAGAUUCCAUUCCAGCACCCUGGACGUGUUCCCACAAUCCUGAAUCUCAUCCGGCAUCAAAUGGCCUGCAGCACCCUAAUUGGAAGUUGUGUGAAGCGUACCAUUAUAAAGGAAGAUUGCCCUAACCUUUUGCAAUUUGAGGUUUCCCCUCUGUCUGACUCCUGCAUCAGUAUCUCCUUUCAGCAUCCAGUCAAUGACUCAUUAGUGUGUGUUGUGAUGGACAUUCAGGACUCCACCCAUGUAUCCUGUAAACUGUACAAGGGUCUGUCUGAUGCUCUUAUCUGUACAGAUGAUUUCAUCACCAAAGUGGUUCAGAGGUGCAUGUCUAUUCCAGUCACCAUGAGAGCUAUUCGCAGGAAAGCAGAGACCAUUCAGGCUGACACACCAGCUUUGUCUCUUAUUGCAGAGACUGUGGAAGACAUGGUGAAAAAGAAUCUGCCUCCAGCCAGUAGUCCAGGAUAUGGCAUGACCACAGGUUCAAAUGCUUUAAGUGGUAUUACAACUCCAACCAGCUCGUAUUCCUCGGGACCCAUCCCUGCCCUAUUUAACAUGGGGGUCAAAGAACGACAUGACUCUACUGGCCAUGGUGAAGACUUUAGCAAAGUAACUCAAAAUCCCAUCCUAACCAGUCUUCUUCAGAUCACAGGAAAUGUGGGAGGAAAUCUUGGUUCAAGUCCAACACCUCCGCAUCUUACUCCACCACCUGUUUCCUCACCAGCAAGUAAUACAAAGAACCAUCCUAUGCUUAUGAACCUAUUAAAGGAAAACCCAGCACAAGAUUUCUCCACUUUGUAUGGUAGUAGCCCUCUUGAAAGGCAAAAUUCUUCUGGAUCUCCUCGCACAGAACUAGGUCCAUCUUGUACUGGAAAGCCAAAGAAAAAAAGGCUCCGGACAGGUGCCGAAAAGAUGAAAAAUCAGACUGAAGAUGAUUUCCAGAGGGAGCUUUUCUCUAUGGAUGUGGACUCACAAAACCCAAUAUUUGAUGUAAGCAUGACGGGUGAUGCACUGGAUACACCUCACAUCACACCAGCACCUAGCCAAUGUGGCACUCCACCAACAGUAUAUCAGCAGCCCAUGACUCAUACCCAGUCUGGUAUGCAAAGAAUGGUUCGGCUCCCAAGUACAGACACCAUGAUUCCAGAUGUCACAGAUAUCCUGUCAGACAUAGCAGAGGAAGCUUCAAAGCUUCCAGGGACUGGGGAAGAUUGUCCUAACCUCGGCACUCCUGUCAGAGACUCCUCUAGCUCUGGACACUCUCAAAGCACUCUGUUUGACACAGAUGUAUUCCCAGUGGAUGGUUCUGGUGGUGGAGAUAAUCCUUAUGCAGAUGCAGCUGAUCUUAUUGCGGAGGCCAACGGAAGCCCCAACAGUGACUCUUCUAAUAAUUUCUUCAACAGUGUGGACUUUAACCCAGAGUUAUUGAACAGCCAGAGCGGUUUUACAGAUGACUUCAAUGAAGACAGCAGCCAGAGUGAUGAUCAUGAUUUUAAGGACUUUCCUGGCCAAGGGCUAGCAUCACUGAGUGUAGUUUCAGGAAUUCCUAUUGAUGGGAGUGAAGGCAAGUAUAAGGUAGGGUCAGGAGCUGAAACAGUAGAUUUCAGCAUCAUUGGAGGUGGUAAAGGACUAGGUGUGGUAGAUAUUCUUGAAGCACAUAGUAGGAGCCAGAGCCCCUUACUUGGAGGAGAAUUAACAAAAGAUAGGCCACAAAAGCAGAGGACUAAAGAGGGAAGCAAUGGGGGAGCGGGAAGUAUGAGUGGAAUUCAGGGAUCAGGGUUAGAUGCAAAAUCUGGAAAACGCAGCAGAACACCCUCUAAUGAUGGUAAAAGCAAGGAUAAGCCACCUAAACGCAAAAAAGUAGAGUCAGAAGGAAAAUCACCUUCUCACAUUGCCAGUCGACCUUUUACCCCUCCUACCAGUUCUGGAGGUUCAAAAUCUCCAGGGACAUCCGGAAGAUCCCAGACUCCUCCUGGCAUGGCCACUCCUCCCAUACCCAAAAUUACUAUUCAGAUUCCCAAAGGCACAAUGAGUGUUGGCAAACCGUCUUCCCAUAGUCAGUAUUCAAGCAGUGGUUCAGGAAAUUCUUCAGGUAGCAAAAGUCAUCAUAGCCACUCAUCGUCCUCAUCCUCUUCAUCAUCGGGAAAGAUUAAGAACAGUAAGUCUGAUGGGUCUUCUGGUAUGAAAAUAGGAGGAGGAGCAGGUGGAAUGUACACUGGACAAACCGGAUCCGGAAGCAGCCAGUCUAAAACUGGUUCUCAGUCCCUCGGAAAGCAAGGGUCUUCACCUAUCACCAAGCAUGGGCUAGGCAGUGGAACUAAUAGUUCUGGAAGUAGCAAGAAUAAACCACAAGGAAAACCAUCUGUGCUAAUGAACCCCUCGCUGUCCAAACCAAAUAUUUCCCCCUCACAUUCUAGGCCUUCUGGGGGUUCUGACAAGUUGUCAUCACCAAUGAAACCAAUGCCAACCACUCCACCUUCUUCCAAAGCCAAAUCCCCGGUUGGCUCAGGCAGUUCUCAUAUGUCUAGUGGAAGUUCCAGUUCCACUAUGAAAUCCUCAGCAGGUCUUGUGUCUUCAGGAUCUCUUUCACAGAAACCAAACUCAUCAUCUUCAUCCUCUUCCUCUUCUUCCUCAUCAUCUUCAUCCUCAUCAUCAUCAUCUUUUUCAGGUGGCUCCAAUGUCUCUCAGAAUCUCCAUGGUAGUUCCAAAGGGAAGUCCCCUAGUAGAAAUAAGAAACCUUCUCUUACAGCAGUCAUAGACAAACUUAAACAUGGGGUGGGAACUGGAGGCCCUGGUUCAGAGGAUUCUAUGGAGGGAGCUGGUGGGGGAGGCAACCCUGGAGCCCCCUGCCAUGGAAUGUCAUCAAAACAUGGACUUGUAGGAGGUGAAUUUACAGCAAAACGGGAGAAGAGUGAAAAAGACAAAUCAAAGGUUUCAGUCUCUGGAGGAUCUUCUGAUCCUUCCAAGAAAGGGGAUUCUAAGGGGUCAGGGAGCACCGGUGUAGCUAAAAUUAUCAUCAGCAAGCAUGAUGGAGGAUCACCUAGCAUCAAGUCAAAGGUUACUCUUCAGAAGCCAGGUGAAGGAAGUGGAGAUAGCGUGAGAUCACAAAUGCCUAAGAGCUAUGGCUCCCCUUUAAUCAGUGGGUCAACCCCAAAGCAUGAGCGCUGUUCUCCAAGCCACAACAAAUCACCAGCAUAUACCCCACAAGCCCAUGAUAGUGAAAGUGAAUCGGGGUCUUCCUCGAUCGCUGAGAAAUCUUAUCAAAAUAGUCCUAGCUCAGAUGAUGGAGGAGGCGGUAGCCGUACUCAACCAGAGUACAGUGCUGAAAAACACAAAAAACACAAGAAAGAGAAGAAGAGGCUAAAAGACAAGGAUAGGGAUCGAGAAAAGAAGAAGUCUUACAGCAUGAAGCCAGAGAGCUGGUCAAAAUCACCAGUUUCUUCUGACCCAACGCUGUCCAUGGGCGGAGGCCCUCUGCUGUCUUCAGAUAGAGCAGGACGACCCAGUCCAACUUACCUAAUGGGUGAAGAUGAUGAUUUAAUGGAUGUGGCUCUGCUAGGGAACUGAACAUUGUAUUAUAAUAGCAGGAAUGGGUGUGCUGGCUAUGCGUGUUAUAUGAUAUAUAUGUAUGUCCUUUUCUUGCCUGUAGAUAUCUUGCAGUGAAAUUUAUAACUUGACUAAUUCGGUGGUGACGAGGAUUAGUCAACUAUUUUAUUUUGAAUUACUCCAUUUUAAAUAUGA